Carassius auratus (goldfish) is the source of this 1081-nucleotide messenger RNA. RefSeq names its product THAP domain containing, apoptosis associated protein 3 (gene thap3). Bases 230 to 940 code for a protein of 236 amino acids. The record is from RefSeq and is a predicted model, not a curated record. NCBI's taxonomy places the organism in Eukaryota, Metazoa, Chordata, Actinopteri, Cypriniformes, Cyprinidae. The transcript is spliced from 4 exons.
GAAUCACCGGAAAACGUAGCUAUAUAGCGGAAUAUAGUUCGUUUUAAGGAUUGUUUUUUUUUUUUUUUUGUGAAUAAGAAAAUGUUAUCUCGGAGUUAUCUAAGUUUUAUUGAUUGUAAUAUAACGAACCUAUCAAAUAAUACAGCAAAGACCAUGUUCAUGUUAUAGGUUUUAAUAAUUUUGAGACACUGCGGGGCUUUCAUAAGCGCCAUUUUUGUUCGGGGCAAAGAUGCCGAAAAGUUGUUCUGCAUAUAAUUGCACAAAUAGGUACAAUAACAAAAAUCCCGAAAUCACGUUCCACAGGUUCCCUUUCAGUAAACCAUCGGUUCUGAAACAAUGGUUAGAGAACAUUGGGCGUGACGACUUUCAGCCAAGGAAGCACAUGGUUAUCUGUUCACUGCAUUUCACUCCAGAUUGUUUCAGUGGUUUGGGCAAUCGUAAAAAUCUAUUGUGGAACGCAGUGCCAACACUUUUCACAGUCCCAUCUCAGGAUACAAAGCUAAAUAAUUGUAGGAAGAGGCUGAAGAGAGCAUUAAAAUCUGCUGCUGAUAAAUGGGAUGACACUGCACCUGAAAGGACGCCUCCUUUCACUGAGGAUCCUCAAACUGAGGAGAUGCAUGAGGAUGCUCAACACUCUCACAGCAACGAAGAGGCUUACUGUCAAGCCACAAAGGAUUUAGCUGACAAAGACCACACCUAUUCUCUUUUGGACCCAUGUACGACUAAAGCCCGUUUGUUCAAUGUUUUAGAUACUAACAGCUGGCUAAAGAAAAAAUUGCAGACCAAAUGCAGAUUGAUAAAAAGAAUGAAACUCAAACUGCAAGAUGCUCAAAGAGAACUUCUGACUUUGCGCCGACAGCUCAGAUAUAGAUAUAUGUAUCGCCAAAGAUAUUCACAGCUAUCAAUGGGUACGUUGCUUCAAAACCUAGUCAAGCAAUAAUGAAGACCUCAGGUUGCACAAACAUCUGUGAACUUUACAGCAGCCUGAACUUUUGGUCAUAGAAAAAGUGUUCAACAAAUGUAUUUCUUGAAAAGUGGCAAAAGUGUCAAGUUUUUGUCCAAUUAAACUUUUAUGACUGUG